UCUCGAGCUCAGUUACGCGGGAAAUUGCUAUUUUGUUAUUGUACACAAACUGGUGUGGGUGGGAUGAUUGCUUGUCUGUGUGUUUAUCUCUGAGAAGAGAAACUCCCGUAAACCUAGCUGCUAGACACCUGGGUGUGGUGGACAUUCCUAGUGAUUUUUUUUUUCUCGCAAAAUGGCAUACUCGUCAAAGAAGAAGAAAUCACAGCCUCCUUCCCUAGGGGAUGACAGUCUUGAAGCAACCCAGCACACUACAGUGGCUACCCCUGAGAUUGAGGUUAGCCUCGUAGAUAGAAUGAAGAAACGUUUCAGCACCCGCAACCCUGCGGCAUCUGACGUAAGCACUGCCGACGACAGGCUUGAAACAUCGGCUGCUUCUGCAGCAACCGGAAAGAGAGCACCGCAGAAAAAGACUUCCAAAAGAAAGUCGCUGGGUCAGAAAGUAGUCCAAAUUGACAAGCUGUUUUCCCCAGAUAGAGGGUCCAGUAAAGUGUUCCAAAGUCCGACCCGAUUUCCUAAGAACAAGUCAGGGUUAUCAGCUUCAGGGCCAUCAGCUAGCAGCGAGUCGGACGAUACAACGCAGGCAAAACAGUCUACUAGUAAGACAAAUGGUAGAGCGAAAAGAAACAGGAAACCUGAAGAGGGAGGAGGUAGUUCUCAUUCUUCAUUUGAGGGAUCAGCUGAUGAUUCAGAUCAUUGCAAAGAGUCAGCACCGCAGUCAAAUGAAAUUACUGAGGUUCCAAGUGUCACAAAGAAACGGCGGUCUGAUUUGGACACUAGACAAAGCAGUAGUAGUAAGGGAGGAGCAAAAGAAGUCUCACCCAGAGGAGGACGAGGUGGAAUGAGUGAUGAGGAGACUGCAGGUCCUUCCCAGGAGAUUCCUUCUCGAGAUACUGGGAUGUCAACAAGAAAGGAGAAAAGAACCAAAAAGAAAGGCAGCGCUGUCAUGGCUAGUGGGGAGGUUGAAGCCCACAUGGCAGAUAAGGAGUUCAUCGGUAACCAGGUCCGAGUUAUAUCCACACCGUUUGUCCUCGAGUCUGGACCUAGGAGCUGGAUGCAAAUAUGGAAAGGGCAGCAGUCGUCAGCUCAUGAUGUAGAACCUCCAGACAUCCCAGCAAAUGUCAUAGACAGAAUUGUGUCCAAAAUCAAUGUCCACAUGGAUGAUGUCUACCAGGGAUUGCUGGGCAGGCAGCAACAACGCAACACCCUGAUGAGCCUAGAUGACCUACGUAAAGAUGCCCAGGAACAGAAGCAGAACAACCUGGGAAUGGGCAUCAAGGCUCAAGCAAGCCUGCAAGAGAUCAUCUCUUCAUAUCCUAGCGAAUGGCCCGGCAGUGUGGAGGAAGAAAAUGAGCAAAUGACAGAAAGAUACGCAGCUCUCAGAGCAAGGUUGUUUGCCUUAAGUCGAUCGUUGUCCGUUACCAAGCAACAGUGUGAGCAGUACAAGGCCCUUGCAGGAGCUUUGGAGAGAGUUGAUGCCAACUUGGAGAAAUGUUCAUCAGAGGACUUGCAGAAAGAGGUGGAAAGAACUGGAGAACUUGUUUCUAAGAUACAAGAGAAGUUGCUGAGCAGAGAUCUGACGAGUGAGGGAGACGAGACGGGACGUGGCAGGAACAUUGACGAUAGCGAUGACUCCCAUUCAAUCAGACUUGCCCCGCCCACAAAUCAUGCUGCUCUGGUCAAAAUUUUGUUCAAAGCAGCCACUGUCACACAAUCACCAUGAUUACCAUUCACCAUGUUAAUUCAAGUUGUUUGGGUUUUUUUUUAAUUAUUUUAUUAUCUGGUCAAUUUUGUCAUUUUUAAGAGCAUUCAGUUUUGAAUUCAUUACAGAACACACAUUUAAAGGGAGUG
Patiria miniata (bat star) is the source of this 1848-nucleotide messenger RNA. RefSeq names its product dentin matrix acidic phosphoprotein 1-like. The transcript has 10 exons. The coding region runs from base 173 to 1720 and encodes 515 amino acids. The record is from RefSeq and is a predicted model, not a curated record. Gene Ontology annotation, cellular component: Mis6-Sim4 complex. Lineage: Eukaryota; Metazoa; Echinodermata; Asteroidea; Valvatida; Asterinidae.